Pediculus humanus corporis (human body louse) is the source of this 429-nucleotide messenger RNA. RefSeq lists its product as uncharacterized. The record is from RefSeq and is a predicted model, not a curated record. The transcript has 2 exons. The coding region runs from base 1 to 429 and encodes 142 amino acids. Lineage: Eukaryota; Metazoa; Arthropoda; Insecta; Psocodea; Pediculidae.
AUGGUAAAACAAAUUAAAGUAAUAACUGUAAGAAAUUCAGAUGAUGAAAUUGAUAGACUUAAUUUUGAAAAUAUUAAGUUAGAAAAACAAAAGAGUAUUCUACAUAAAAGUGUUAAAAUGAAACAUGAUGAAUUAUUAUUAGAAAAAGAAAAGAAUAAAAUACUUUCGGAAGAAUUAAAUACAUUAAAACAAAAAUUAAAAGAACUCAAAGAAGAAAAAAAUAAGGUUGUUAAAAAAUGUUUAGGAAAUGAAGAUGUACUAAAACAUAAUCUUAAGAAACAAGAAUUAGAAAUCGAAAGUUUACAUACUAAAUUUUGGAAAAAAUUUAAUUUAGUCGAUAAAACUUUCUUCCCACAAAAUUUCAAAUUAGUGCAACUUGAUCAACCUGAUUUUAAUAAAUUAUGGAGUGAUGCUAAAUAUUCUAGGUAA